UCUUUUUUCUGACGAUAUUUUUCGAUCGUCCAUGGUUCGUCUGUCAUCGUUUUUUGACCCCAAUUUCUUUAGAAAACAGAGUCGGGGUAGCAACUUUUACGAUUUCAUAAUGUCCUAAAGGUUUAUAUUCGAAGCCGUGUAAGAUAAACACGAAGUUGGAUUCAAGAGAACAUGUCAGAGAAAGACAACAUUGCUCUGAGAGCUCCUCACGAUAAAUACACAACAUCACCUUACGACCACCAACUUUUCGGUGAAGGAGAAGAUUCCAAGAAAAAGAGCUGUUACAAUAAUCCAUGCGGGAAGAGAUAUCUCGUUGCCUUCCUUGCACUGCUUGGCUUUGCCAAUGUCUAUGCACUACGAGUCAACUUAAGUGUUGCUUUGGUUGCCAUGGUAACGAAUCAUACAAUAUUCAGACAUGGUCACUGGAUAGAGAUUGAGCCUGAAUUUUCAUGGAGCCCUCAACUUCAAGGAAUCAUCUUAAGUGCUUUCUUUUAUGGAUACAUCAUCACACAACUUCCAGGAGGUGUCUUGGCCAUCAAAUUUGGGGGAAGGAAUCUCUUUGGUUUUGGGGUGUUUUGCACCUCUGUCUUAACUAUACUGAUUCCCCUUGCUGCAAGGUGGAAUGUUGGUAUAUUGAUUGCACUGCGAAUCUUGAUUGGGAUUUGUGAGGGUGUGGUUUAUCCAGCCAACCAUGCUGUCUGGAGUAAGUGGGCUCCUCCUCUGGAACGAAGCAAGCUAACAACUAUCUCAGCAUCUGGGUCAUAUUUUGGCACCUUGAUUGCCAUGGCUCUGUCUGGGGUUCUAGCACAAGUCUCUGGUUGGCCAGCUAUUUUCUAUGUGUUCGGAUCUUUUGGUAUUGUUUGGACUUUUAUUUGGUUUUUGAUCGUGAGGAACUCACCUUCUGAAGAUCAUAGAAUUUCCCAAAGGGAGCUUGAGUUCAUCCAAAGAAGUUUGAAAGAAAAUGGGGCAUCUACUAAGCCUGUUACCUCAAUACCUUGGAAAUCCAUCUUCACAUCACUGCCGGUUUGGGCAAUAGUCGUAGCUCAUUUCAGUGAAAAUUGGGGAUUUUACACAUUGCUGACAGAAUUGCCAACAUAUUUGAAAAACAGACUUGAUUUUGAUCUUGGGAAGGCUGGUUUCCUUGCAGCUCUGCCAUACCUUGUCAUGACAAUCGUCGUACAGGGAGGUGGACAGAUCGCCGAUUGUCUUCGUAUUAAAGAAGUCCUCUCCACGACUGCAGUGAGAAAGCUCUUCAACUCCAUUGGAUUCUUGGCCCAAGCCGUUUGUCUUGUCAUCGCUGGUUACACUACUGACUGGAUGGUAGUUGUUGUAUGUCUUACAUUGUCAGUGGGCCUUGGUGGGUUGGCGUUUAGUGGGUACUUUGUCAAUCAUCUUGACAUUGCUCCUCAAUAUGCCAGUGUAUUGAUGGGGAUUAGUAACACGGUUGCUACUUUACCUGGAAUAUUAAGUCCUCUACUUACCGGCGCUAUCGUACAACACCAAACUGCUGGUGAGUGGCGUAUAGUGUUUUAUCUCGGUGGAGCCAUUUACGCCGCGGGCUGUAUCUUCUAUGUUAUCUUCGCUUCUGGUCAUGUCCAGUUCUGGGCAACUGGGAAUGGAUAUGAAGAAGUCUUGGUGAAUAGUGAUGAUGCUGAAGAAAAAGAAGAAGAAGAAGAAGAAAUCAAUAGAUAAUGAUAAAGAGAUAUAUAAUUAUAAGAUAUAAAACCGCCAAAGGUAAUGGCCUCUUUUUAUACGUUAAAGCAGCUUCAAAACAUGCGGGGAAGCGGGGUAAAGUUGACUUAGUGACAAGGGCAGCUUGUAGAAAAAGCGCGGGAAAUAUUAGGAAUGAAGUCUGCUUCAUAUUCUUUUGUUUAAUUCCAAAAAAAGUCAGAAUUAUAUGCGUAUAAGCAGAGGCCAUUUUGUGGACGGAUAUGAACAAAAACAAUCUAUAACCAUGAAUUAAUUUAAUUUCUAACAUUCGAACUUUAUAUUUGUAAAGUAUUUACAUUCAUCAUGUAUUCUAUGAUAUACGUCAUGAGAAUAGCAGAAAUGUUCUAUAUUUAGUUUUAUUUAAAUGUGAAAAUGAUAACUUAAAAUGAUAACUUAAAAU
Actinia tenebrosa (Australian red waratah sea anemone) is the source of this 2110-nucleotide messenger RNA. RefSeq names its product vesicular glutamate transporter 1. Gene Ontology annotation, cellular component: membrane. Gene Ontology annotation, biological process: transmembrane transport; monoatomic anion transport. Lineage: Eukaryota; Metazoa; Cnidaria; Anthozoa; Actiniaria; Actiniidae. Gene Ontology annotation, molecular function: transmembrane transporter activity. The record is from RefSeq and is a predicted model, not a curated record.